CUCUGGGAAAAACCUAACCCUAACUGAAUCUAUCAAACCCAUUGCUUGCCAUCCAACAGUUGGGAUUUCCGAAAUUGGAAUUGCUUCCCGCCAUGAAGGUUCCAGCCUCAGGCCGGUUAUUCACCUUCGGACUUGUAGCGUGCUGGUACUCGUCCAACAUUGGGGUGUUGCUUCUGAACAAGUACUUGCUGAGCAAUUAUGGGUUCAGACGGUGAGGUCGCGGGUCCAAUUUGUGAAGAUAUCGUCUUUGGGUCUUAUCUUCUGCUUGUCGGUAGUAGGCGGGAACAUUUCCCUCCGGUACCUGCCUGUGUCGUUUAACCAAGCGGUGGGUGCGACGACGCCUUUUUUCACUGCCGUGUUUGCUUACCUUAUGACUCUCAAGAGGGAGGGAUGGCUCACCUAUAUCACUCUCAUUCCUGUAGUUGCCGGCGUUAUGAUUGCCAGUGGGGGAGAGCCAAGUUUUCAUUUAUUUGGAUUUAUAAUGUGCGUUGGUGCUACAGCAGCUCGGGCACUUAAAACUGUGCUUCAAGGAGUCUUGCUGUCUUCUGAAGCGGAAAAGCUUAAUUCUAUGAACCUUCUUAUGUACAUGGCACCGGUGGCUGUUGCAUUCCUUCUUCCAGCGGCAAUAAUAAUGGAGGAAGAUGUUGUUGGAAUUACAAUUGCACUUGCCAGAGAUGAUUCAAGGAUUUUGUGGUUACUUAUAUUCAAUUCUGCAUUAGCAUAUUUAGUGAAUUUGACCAAUUUCUUGGUCACAAAGCACACCAGUGCCUUAACCCUGCAGGUCCUAGGAAAUGCUAAAGGAGCUGUAGCAGUUGUUAUCUCCAUUUUGAUAUUUAGGAAUCCUGUAUCAGUGACUGGAAUGCUUGGAUAUACUCUCACAGUUAUUGGAGUCGUCUUAUAUAGUGAAGCCAAGAAACGGAGUAAAUGAGGUACUUUUUAGCCAAUUAACCCCCAUUCUGCUACAAUGUUGUUUAUUAUGGCCAAGACUGCUUCUAUUCAUGUUGUAAGCCCUAUGUGCAGCACCUGGAAAUUUUAUCCUAACAACUUUUUUAGACCAAAUGUUGGAAGUUGGGCUAUUUGUCACAGUGAUGAGAAAUUCAGCAUUAAACUGAAGAACGAGUUGCUGAGAAAUAUUAGCCUUCCGAUUGGAACAAGAUUGGGAAUUUGGGAUUGGGAGUACUGGCGAAAGAUUUUGAUUCUAUUGUGUGGCAUUUCCCUUUAUUUCUUUAACGUUUUGUCAAAUACUUUGUCUAUUUAUUCAAUGGAAGGCAAUGUAAUUUAUGUGCUUAUGUGCCAUCAUUAAUGUGAGCUGCUAAUAAUGAUCGGUAAGAAAAAA
This is a messenger RNA of Neltuma alba, 1336 nucleotides long. Its product is annotated as probable sugar phosphate/phosphate translocator At3g11320. The coding region runs from base 371 to 928 and encodes 185 amino acids. The record is from RefSeq and is a predicted model, not a curated record. Lineage: Eukaryota; Viridiplantae; Streptophyta; Magnoliopsida; Fabales; Fabaceae. The transcript has 5 exons.